Messenger RNA from Oncorhynchus kisutch (coho salmon), 4128 nucleotides. Its product is annotated as adhesion G-protein coupled receptor F3. Gene Ontology annotation, cellular component: membrane. The record is from RefSeq and is a predicted model, not a curated record. Gene Ontology annotation, biological process: adenylate cyclase-activating G protein-coupled receptor signaling pathway; cell surface receptor signaling pathway. The coding region runs from base 80 to 3145 and encodes 1021 amino acids. Gene Ontology annotation, molecular function: G protein-coupled receptor activity. NCBI's taxonomy places the organism in Eukaryota, Metazoa, Chordata, Actinopteri, Salmoniformes, Salmonidae. The transcript has 18 exons.
UGAAGGCCUCCUGGUGAUCAUGGAUUACGAACUGCAUCCCACCUGUUGAUCACUGGUUUCACAAGUAAAAUCCAGGUUUAUGAGCAGAUUUCUUAAAUCAAGACAAACGAUGUGGGCCAGAGCUGUAAUACUUUUCAUUGGUGUGUUAUUCCAUUACCAGCAGGCCUUAGCAGUGGAUACCUACAUGGCUGAGUUCAUGAUAGAAAGCAAUGCUACGUUGUACGUCUCUGGUGCUCUAUCAGCAAUCAAGCAAAUAGCAACACCUAAUACAACAAUGACUAUUGAACUGCUUGAACUAACAGCAGAAUGUCAAAUUGUCGGGAAUGCUUCUACGUGUAACUGUUCAUCAGCGUACAUCUGGAGUAACGACGUGUGUGGCAAUUUCCAGUGUUGCAAUUACUCAUAUUGUAACGCAAAUAUUUCUGACUACCCAGCCCUCUGCAUACCCAAAGUGAAAGUUCGCUUUAAUGGAACAGUCCGAGUGAGAAUAACAAUUAAUCAAACUGAUACUAUCAAAAAACAGCUUACAGAUGGUUUUAAACAAUUACAUGGGUUUGAGUGCCUCAAUGUGUCUGGACCAAGGGAUGAUGGACAAAUUGUUGAUUUCAAAGUGGAUCUCAGUGUCAUAUUUCUGACUGAUACACUUGCAAAAAUAAUAGCUGACCUGGAACCUACUGUUGGCAAAAUAGCUGUUGAAACAUCAGGACUCGUGAGCAUUCAGUAUCCAAUGGACACAGUGAAAUUCUCCUCAACACCGACGCUAAACUGCAGAUUUGAAGAGAAAACAAACGGCUCUUGGAACUGGAACCUGUUAAAAGGAAAUAAGACAUUUGAUCUGAACACUGGAAGCAGCAUAACAGUCUCAUUACCCAAUGAAACGCCACACAAUUGUACCACAGUCCAAAUUAUAAAGUUGUCAGGGAACUGGGCAGGGAUUUAUAAGUGUGGAUUUUCCAAAGGGUCCAUUGUGCACGCAGCCACUGCAGAGUUGAAGGUAGCCCUGCUACCAGAUAAGAUCACCAUGACGAUUGACCCACUGACUGUAGAAUGCCAAGAUGCAGUGCCUCCUGUGACAGUCACCGCAACCAUCGAUAACAGCACAGAGCAAUACACGGUCACUUGGUCAUACCAAAAUAAUCUCCAAACUCCAAAUCUCCAAACUAAACCAGUACCACCAGCGGGGAUAGCCUACACCACAGUGAUAUCUAUAAAUUGCAGUCCAUCAAGCUCACCCCAUGUUGUCAUCGUCAGCUUUACAAAUCAGAUGGAUGAGAUCAAGAAAGCAAGCAUAACUAUCCCAGUGAUAUAUGCUCAUGACAGGAACCAGGCUUGUCCUGAAGACAGUAACGUUUGGCCAAAAACCCCAAAAGGUGUAACUGUCACCAUCCGAAAAUGUGAGGUGAAUAGAGUUGGGUACAAAGAGCGGACAUGCAAGGGGCCUGAGUGGAUGGAGGUGCUGGAUAACUGUGUCAAUGAGGAGCUCAACAAAGUUGUCAAUGCAGCAGCAAAUUUUAAAGAGGGACUUGGAGCUACUCUUCAGGUUGCUAUUCAAAUCUUUUCUGAUUUGAAGAAGAGCAUGGUUGCUGACUCAGUUGCUGAUCUGAGUGCAUCCAUCAAUGUGCUGGAUACCAUGUCGAGUGCAUCAGAAACCAUCACCCUGGAUAACUCCAUUUUAGAUACAUUUCUUGAUGCAGCGAGCAACAUGUUGAAUAACACUUGGAAGGCAGUCAACAAAACCCUUGAAUACGACAUGUCCUCAAAAUACCUCACGUCUAUCGAAGGUCUAGUGAAUAACAUCAAAAUGAAUACCAGUGAGGGAAAUGACACCCCAAAUAUACAACUCAAACUCUGCAAUGUUCAAAACGGCACAUCUUGCAAUGACAUUGUGUUUGGUGUAGAGGUCAAAUUGGCCCUGUCCUCGGGAAUAGUGAAAACUGUGGGAGUAAAAAACCUGGCUGACAAAUUAAACAAUUCUAAAUUCUCAGACUAUAAAUUCCCUAGCAUUGUGGUGUCAGCCACACUGCAAAACAGCAAUGACUCCAAAAUAGACAUCAAAUUGGACUUUCCCAUCAACCAGUCGAUGACUCAAGACUCCAACAUCCUCUGUGUGUUCUGGAACACCACAUUGAACGAAUGGUCUGAAGAAGGCUGCAAGUGGAAGAAAGGGGUCAACAAUAGAAGCUAUUGCGAGUGUACCCACCUGACCUCCUUUUCAGUGCUGAUGUCAAAGAUCCCAGUGACCCUGCUCUUUCUGGAUGAGAUCACCUACGUGGGCCUCGGCGUGUCCAUCUGCUCCCUCAUCAUCUUCCUCAUCAUCGAGGCGCUGGUGUGGUCGGCCGUCGUCAAGUCCAACCUCUCGCACUUCCGCCACACGGCCCUGGUCAACAUCUCUCUGUGCCUGUUACUGGCCGACUGCAGUUUCCUGGCCGCCUGCCUCUCCAGCAUCAAAACCUCUACCUGGUGCCUCGUCCUGACCGUGACCAAGCAGUACUUCUUCCUGGCUAUGUUCUGCUGGAUGCUAUGCCUCAGCAUCAUGCUACUACACCAGCUCAUCUUCAUCUUCCACCCGCUGAGGAAGAGGGUAUAUCUGCUCCUGUCCACCAUCCUUGGCUACAUCUGUCCCACAGUGAUAGUGUCAGCUACUUAUGUGUACUACAAAUACACAGGGAAACCCUACCACAACACGGAAACCUGCUGGCUCACUUACGAGGGACUUCUGAAGGGGUCCAUUCACGCAUUUCUUCUGCCCGUCGGGACGAUUAUUUUGAUGAAUCUCUUCUCCAUGGGUGUUGUCAUUAUGACACUCCUAAAGUCCACUGUCUCUGAUGGGAGUAAAGCCGAUGAGAAAGAGGCAGCCAAAAGCAUCAUGAAAGUGAUGGUCUUUUUAACGCCAGUCUUUGGAGUAACAUGGGUUUUGGGAUUCUUUGUUCUGCUCAUUGAUAUCAACGCACCAAUGGGUGUUCUGAUGAAAUAUGCUUUCACCAUCAUAAACUCCUUUCAGGGCCUUUUCAUUUUGCUGACUGGAUGUUUUGCAGAGAAAAGGGUGAAAGAUGAGGUGUUGAAACUUUUCUUGGCUGGGGCACGUACUACCAAAGGGACAAGUGAGAGUAUAAAAGACCUGACAAAGUCCACUUCAAAUAAUUGAUGAACAUCAAGAAAACGAGCUAUAUUCUGGAUCAAGCUAUAUACUGGAUCAGGACCAACCUAUAUGUCUGCCACUACUCUCACCCAGACAGAAACAUCCACCUGGUUGUUUCCUCAAAGACAGGGAUGGCUGUGGUUUAGGUGGUGUUUAGACAGGUCUUAUCAUGAUUUCAUUAUAUUAUGUCAAUUACCUAUCAAGUUUCAUAUUAAUAUCUGAACUCCUAGACAUGAAUCAAUUGCUAAACACAUCUUUGUGAUUUCCUGUACACGUAUUUUCUACAAACAGUACAGUAGCAUACUAUGAUGUCAUAAUAUUACUGUUGUGUUGGUCAAUGGCAUUUGGUUAAUAAUACUAAUGAUUCAAUUGAUUGAGUUUUCCUGUACUUGCAUUAUUUAUAACUGUAGAUGAACUAUGGCAAUCAAAGUUAUUGUAAUAAAGGAAGGCCAGGAUUCCAGGCAUGUUGUAGACAAACACAUUGCAUACUGACAAAGUGCCUUUUAAAGGCUAUUUCCCCAACAUUUGCAAAGAUCGCAUUCACGGUAAACACUGCAGAUAUUGGCUCAAGCUGAGAUUACCUUGAAAAUGCCCUUCAAGUGCUUUGCACUUGUAGACAACGUGCCUUUGAUUGUAGACAACGUGCCUAAUUGUCUUUUUUAAUCUAAACCCGCUGCCACCAAUUCAUUGUUUGGAAUAUAGGUGUAUCAUUUGUGGCUGUAGAGCAAAUGCAUUUAUGUAAUAGAAUGAGAAACCUAGGGCUGGAUUCAAUCCAUUUCGACAAAGUAUCGUGGAAGAUCCACAUAAAAAUGUUAAGAUCUUCAGUGCUACGGAAUGAAUAGAGCCCCUAGAUUAACUAGCUUUAUUAGGGAAAGGUAGUAUCUCCAUUAGUCUAUGGUCUCGAUUCAAUCCAGAGUGUGAUUGACAUUUAAAGGCAAUGUUCCCACAUUUCUCAGAGACUGCAGUCACAGUAAUGUCAGUCCAAUCGG